AUGGCGCUGCGCCCUCGGGCCUCCUCCCAGCCGGGGAAGCUCUCCUUCCUCCACAGUCCCAAGGUGGCGGCGGCGCUCCGGCCUCGAGCUGCAUCCCAGCGCUCGGGCUCCAUGCUGGAGGAGGAGCUGUCCUGUCCCGUCUGCUGUGAGAUCUUCAAGGAGCCCGUGGUGCUGAAGUGCAGCCACAGCUUCUGCCGGGCCUGCCUGCAGCAGUUCUGGAACAAGAAGAAGGCCCGGCGCGAGUGUCCGGUCUGCAGGAGCAAGGUCUCUCUGAUGGAGCCCACGGUCAGCCUGGUGCUGAAGAACGUGGCCGACACCUUCCUGAGGGAGCAGGAGCAGGAGCGCCAGGCGGCCGCGGGCGGGUCGGGGUCAUGGGUCAAUGGUACCGGGCCGGAGGAGCCAAGGAUGGUGGAGGAGAAAUGCAUCAUUCAUGGAGAAGUUCUCAAGCUCUUCUGUCUCGAUGACUCUGAGGUGUUGUGCUGUGUGUGUCACACGGCCAAGAAGCACCAGGGCCACCGGGUGUGUCCGCUGGAGGAGGGGGCGCAGGACCUGAAGUCCGGGCUGAAGAAGGAUCUGAUCCCUCUGAAGAAAAACCUGCGUCACCUGUAUCAGGCCAAACAGGAGUGUGAUGACACAACUGUCCACAUCAAGAACCAGAUCCAGGCCACAGAGAAGCAGAUCAAGGAGGAGUUUGAGCAGCUGCGGGUGUUCCUGCAGAAGGAGGAGACGUCUCGUCUGGCUUCCCUGCAGCAGGAGGACGAGGAGAAGAGAGAGCUGGUGCAGAGGAAGUCCAACGGCAUCACCAGAGAGAUCCUCACCUUCUCUCACGCCGUCAUCGCCAUCGAGAACGAGAUCGCGUCCAGCGAUGCGCUCUUCCUUCAGAAUUACACAAACACAAAGAAAAGAGCUCAGAUCCCACACAAGGACCCGGAGAAAAUGUCGGGCGCGCUUGUGAAUGUGGCCAAACAUGUCAGCUCCCUCAAAUAUAAUGUGUGGCAGAAGAUGGUGGAGCUGGUUCACUACACUCCCAUCACCCUGGACCCCAACACCGCCUACUCCUUGCUGUCCCUCUCCUCGGACCUGACCAGCGUCUCUAACAGCGGUCGCCUGAAGCAGCUGCCGGACAACAACGAACGCUUCGGCCACUUUGUGUUCGUGCUGGGCUCGGAGGGCUUCACCUCGGGCCGCCACGCCUGGGAGGUGGAGGUGGGCGACAAGGUGGACUGGAUGCUCGGGGUGGUCAACGAGUCCAUCGACAGGAAGGGCCGCAUCUCGGGCUGUCCCGAGGGCGGCUUCUGGAUGAUCUCGCACUACGAGACCGAGUACGCCGCCAUGACCAGGCCCAGCACGCCGCUGCACCUGCAGGGCGAGCUGACCCGAGUCAGGGUGCAGCUGGACUACGACGCCGGGGAGGUGACCUUCUCCAACCCUGUCAGCAUGACGUCCAUCUUCACCUUCACAGGCUGCUUCACUGAGAAGAUGUUUCCCUUCUUCUGCCCCGGCGCCAACAUCAACGGGAAUAACCCCGACGCCCUGAAGAUCUGCCCCGCCAAGGUGGCCGUGUGGAACAGUGCCACCUGGUGA
Limanda limanda (common dab) is the source of this 1584-nucleotide messenger RNA. It is a transcript of the gene trim35-12, whose product is annotated as tripartite motif containing 35-12. Lineage: Eukaryota; Metazoa; Chordata; Actinopteri; Pleuronectiformes; Pleuronectidae. Gene Ontology annotation, molecular function: protein binding; zinc ion binding. Bases 1 to 1584 code for a protein of 527 amino acids. The transcript has 6 exons. The record is from RefSeq and is a predicted model, not a curated record.